Caretta caretta (loggerhead turtle) is the source of this 2699-nucleotide messenger RNA. It is a transcript of the gene YIF1A, whose product is annotated as Yip1 interacting factor homolog A, membrane trafficking protein. The record is from RefSeq and is a predicted model, not a curated record. Gene Ontology annotation, biological process: endoplasmic reticulum to Golgi vesicle-mediated transport. Gene Ontology annotation, cellular component: Golgi membrane; endoplasmic reticulum membrane; endoplasmic reticulum-Golgi intermediate compartment. NCBI's taxonomy places the organism in Eukaryota, Metazoa, Chordata, Testudines, Cheloniidae.
AAGUGGGGAGCGUGUGGCCGGGGACGUGGCCGCUGCCGGGUCUCCGGGUCCGGUACGAGGCGCCCGCAGCGAGCGAAGGGCCCGUGAAAGCGCCCGUGGGGGGGCCCGCAGCUCAUUGUUAUUCAUACCCACAAAGCCCCGCGGAGGCUGGCCGCGCGCUGAGCCCGCCAUGGCCUAUCACCAGGGCUACGGGGGGCAAGGCUCCAAGCACCGAGUCAGGGGCCCCAUGGUCCCUCCUGCCCCGGACCCGCACCAGCUCUUCGAUGACACCAGUGCUGGUUUCCCACAUGCACAAGGCACUCCCACCUCAGGAAUCGACAUGGGCUUCAACACCCUACUGGCUGACCCAAUGGCUAACGUGGCCGUGGCGUAUGGCUCCUCCAUCGCCAGCCAGAGCAAGGACAUUGUCCACAAGGAGAUCCACAGGUUCAUGUCCGUGAACAGGCUCAAAUAUUUUUUCGCUGUGGACACUGCCUACGUGACCAAGAAGCUGGCGCUGCUGCUCUUCCCGUAUGCACACCAGAACUGGGAGGUUCGGUACAGCAGGGACACACCCCUGACACCCCGGCAGGACAUCAACGCACCCGACCUGUACAUCCCCACCAUGGCCUUUAUCACCUACAUCCUGUUGGCCGGCAUAGCCUUGGGCCUGCAGCAAAGGUUCUCCCCGGAGGUGCUGGGCAUGUGCGCCAGCACUGCCUUUGUGUGGGUCGUUAUCGAGGUCCUCGCCCUGCUGCUGAGUCUGUACUUAGUGACAGUGCAGAGCGACCUCACGCCCUUUGACCUGCUCGCCUACAGUGGGUACAAAUAUGUGGGGAUGAUCCUGGCUGUGCUGGGGGGGCUGCUCUUUGGCAGUGAUGGGUACUACGUGGCCCUUGCCUGGACAUCCUGUGCCCUCAUGUACUUCCUGGCACGCUCCCUGCGAAUGAAGCUCCACCCGUCCCUGGUGCCAGAUGGGAUGGGGCAUCCCAGGGGCGGUGGGCGUGGUCAGACCUAUGUCACCCUGGGGGCUGCUGCCUGCCAGCCACUCAUCGUCUACUGGCUCACCUUCCACCUGGUCCGCUGAGAUGGGGCAGCGUAGCGCCUGGGGGACAGUCCUUCCCAGACACAUGGACUCCUGGGACGCCCCCAGACGUAGAGGCACCCAGGAGACACAACCUGCAAUGCACAGCUGGCGGGGACCACACACAACCUGAAGCAUGGACACGUCAGACCCCCAUGCGGGGUCUGGCAGCCAGGACUUCUGGGUUCUAUCCCUAAUUGGCUGGGUGACCUGAGGCGCGUCCCUUCUCCUGCCUAUGCCUCAGUUUCACCCUCAUUAUGAAGGAGGGAUGAUAGCACUAACCUGCCCUCUGGGACUUCCCCAGCCACAUCACCUCGGGUGCAGGGCCCUAUCCCCCCACCUCCCUUCUGCUGGUGAGUAUUUGGUCCUUCAGUCCCCUGCGGUGGAAAGUAACCUAAAAAACCAGUGUUUUCAGCAUAUCAGUGUUUUCCCGGAAAACUCCAUCAAAACCCAACACUGGGAGAGAGGGAAUAAAGAGUCCUGACUAACUAGCAGUCUGUGUGUCAGUGCUGGGCCAUGGUGCUAGGGGGAGCUUUACAGCAGGGAGUGGGGCAGUGGCCCAAUAGGGGGCACUUUGCCCUUGCAGCCCUGGCCCCAAUGCCCAGACAUGGUACUAGGCGGGCUGUGCAGCAGGAAGCAGGAUGGGGGCUCAGAAGGGGAGCAUUCUACCCUUGCAAGCUUUGUGGACCCCUCUACACACAGCACUAGUACAGUGCCCCUCAAUCGCAACUUGAAGCCACUCUGCAAUUUCUGUCCCAUUCAUAGAACCAUAGAUUAUAUAUCACAGAAUCAUAGAUAUGUAGGGCCGGAAGAGAGAGCUAGACCAGCCUGCUGCUCUGAGGCAGGACUGAGUACAACAGGGAUCUUUGGGAUCAUCUACUCUGACCUGUAUGACACAGGCCAUGGGACUGAGCUGAAUUAAUUCCUGUUUGAACUAGAGCAGAUAUUUUAGAACAAAUCCAAUCUUGAUUUAAAAAUUGCCAGUGACGGAGAAUCCACCACAAUCCUUAGGAAGUUGUUCAAUAGUUAAUUAUUAAAUUGUUAAAAACUUGUGCCUUAUUUCCAGUCUGAAUUUGUCUAACUUCAACUUCCAGCUAUUAGAUCGUGUGAGACCUUUGUCGGCUAGAUUGAUGAGCCCUCUGUUAUCCAAGUGCUGUUCCCCACUAGGUACUUCUAAAGUGUGACCAAGUAAUCCGUAAGCUUUCUCUUUGUUAAGCCAAAUAGAUCAGGCCCCUGGAGUCUCUCACUAUGAGGCAUGUUCUCUAAGCCUUUAAUCAUUCUCCUAGCUCUUCUCUGAGCCCUCCAAUUUAUCAGCAUCCCUCUUGCAUUAUGAACUGGAUGCAGGAUUCCAGCAGAUGCUGCACCAGCGCUACCUACGAAAGUAACAGAACCUCCUUUCUACUCAAUCUUCCCCUAUUUAUACAUCCCAAGAUUGCAUUAGCCCUUUUGGCCACAGAUUCACUUUGGGAGCUCACAUUCAGCUGAUUAUCCACCACGACCCCCAAGCCCUUUUCAGAGUCACUGCCUCCCAGGAUAGAGUCCCCCAUCCUGUAAGUGUAACCUACAUUCUUUGUUCCUAUAUGUAUAACUUUACAUUUUGCCAUAUUAAAUCACAUAUUGGUUGUUUGCACCCAGA